This is a messenger RNA of Lathyrus oleraceus (garden pea), 1965 nucleotides long. RefSeq lists its product as uncharacterized. The transcript has 3 exons. Bases 49 to 1794 code for a protein of 581 amino acids. Gene Ontology annotation, molecular function: protein binding. NCBI's taxonomy places the organism in Eukaryota, Viridiplantae, Streptophyta, Magnoliopsida, Fabales, Fabaceae. The record is from RefSeq and is a predicted model, not a curated record.
AUUUUGUUUUGUAGCUUGUUAUGAUUGAUUAUAGUGUUUGCAGCAACAAUGAUGAGUGAGUUGCCUGAUUUGCCUGAUUGUGUUAUAUCGCAUAUCUUUUCCAAGUUAAGUCUGAAAAGUUUGGUAAAAACUAGUGCUUUGUCCAAACAAUGGUAUCACGAAUGGGGAUUAAGGAAGGACCUCAAUUUUGAUCUACAUAACAUGUUUGACUAUAAUACAAUUCCAAAGUUCCCAAUAACCCUUACACUCUUUCAAGAGCUUCAAUCUCUUUUUGCUACAAGAUUGGAUAAUUUCAUGCAGAAAUAUCAUGGUGACAUGAUCCGUUCUAUCCGAAUAAAUUUUCCAUUAGAUGCCCAUCAUACUCAUGUCAUUAAUGGAUUGAUUCACAAAGGAGUUGUCAAGGGUGCCAAUCGUAUCGAGUUGCUAUUCGCACAUCAUACUCGUCAUAUUCAGCCGUACAAAUUUGUAUUUCCUUUCUUAUCUUGCACUAAUUCCGUCACAUAUCUGCACCUACGGAACUGCCACAUUGCAGCACCUAUGGAAUUUUCUGGGUUCAAGAAUUUGACAACUCUUGUGUUGCAACUACUUCCUUUGGACCAGAAUAUACUUCAGCCUCUCUUUUUUAACUGCAUCUAUCUUCAGAAUCUCACUCUUAAUCAAUGUACCUUCAGAUCUGACUUAACAAUAACUAGUCCAACAUUGCUUCAUUUCAACAUUAACUGCCGCCAUGUCAUAGGUGGGAUGAAGACUAAUAUUCAUAUCAUUGCAUCAAAUCUCUUAUCUAUGAAAUAUUCUUCCUACUUUUGCCCUAGACAUACACUCAACUUUAACUCUCCUAUGUUAUCCAAGUUUAGCUACUCAUGUCAUAGAAUUUCUAAUUUUGUUGAUUUUUCUGGACUCAAAAAUAUGAAAACAAUUGUGUUGGAUCGACUUCUUGAUUGUCUCCAAACUGAUGUCAUCACUCAUUUGUUUUCUAAAUGUCUCCUACUUGAACAUGUCACCUUUAACAACUGCAAGUUCACUUGUGAUUUGAAAAUUAGGAGUGCAACCUUGCUUCAUUUGAGCAUUGUUAACUGUCUCUACUAUAAGAAUCUUCGUUGUUAUGAUUUUUCUCAUAAGUUAGACAUUGAUGCUUUGAAUCUCUCAUCAUUUGAAUAUAGAAGUCACACUGUCAUGAGGCCUGUAAUCUCUCUUGCGGCUCCCAAGUUAUUCAAGGUUUUUUGGGAUGCAGGUUUCAGAAAGAGAAAUGUAUCCAACUUUGCUAAAAUUGCAAGGUUACAUCUGGUUCAGAAUUUAACUAUGAAUAUGAGCUUUUCACAGAUACCCAAGUUAACAAAGGAUUUGGUUCGAUUUCAAAAUCUUAAACAAUUGAAAUUAUUUAUUGUCGGAGCAUAUAAUCCUAAAAUGGAUUACUUUUGGAUUUUAGAUAUUGCAAUGGCUUCUCAGCAUCUCCAAAAACUUUCUCUAACAAUUAGAAAUGGACAUACAGAAAGAUCACAUAUGGUUGGAUCUGGGAGACAAAGAAGAGAAUAUGCCAAGUUUUGUCACAAUGAGUUAAAAUAUGUGGAGUUACAUGGUUGUGUUUGCUCCAUAAAUGUAAUUGAGUUGGCUAGUCAUCUAUUGAGGAGUGCAACUUUGCUUAAGCAAAUUACUUUCAGUUCUCGUCGCAAUUUCUAUAUAGGUGCUGGAAGAUGGAGUAAGGAUCCCGAUGAUUGUUGUUGGUUUCAACACGAUCUUAUUCAUCAGCAUCUUAAACAUGAAGUAAAUCAACAAUGUCACCUCAUCAUUUUCUAGUUUUAUGCUAUUUAUUUAUAAUCAAUUAUGUCCUCUAUGAUUUACAUUCAUACUAGUUACAAUAUUAAUUAUGAAUUACAUUGAUAUCAAUUGUUCAAUAUUAAUUAUGAAUUACAUUGAUAUGAAUUGUUCAAUAUUAAUUAUCCAAAUUUAUUUAUUUUUCCAGCUAGA